CAGAAUGCCCAGUUUCUUCCUUUUCAUUCUACUGCUUACGAUUUUCGCAUAUUCUUUUGGACAUCUGGUUGACUACUGGGCACAAAGGAGCAACGUGCAGAUCACAUUCAAACCCAGAUACCACUGUUGUGUUAGUAUAUCAUCCGACGUUAAUGCGCUUUUCCAAGAUUAUGGUAAAAAAAUUGGAAUUUCUACAAGUGAUAUGGAAAUUCGUCAAAUAGGAAGAUGUACAAGUGAUUCAAAUACCCGAAAGUAUGACGCGUUUGUUAUGGACUGCGACGGGUUUCAAAGGUUUUUGUACCAUCUGAGACCAUCUACGUACUACAAUAUUGGAAUGGCUUACGUUGAAUGCGGUCACAUAGAUUUAGCUAAUGAGGCUUACAAUUGUACUCAGUGA
Cylicocyclus nassatus is the source of this 397-nucleotide messenger RNA. NCBI's taxonomy places the organism in Eukaryota, Metazoa, Nematoda, Chromadorea, Rhabditida, Strongylidae. The record is from the annotation of a GenBank genome assembly.